Molecule: messenger RNA, 1000 nt
Organism: Physella acuta
Lineage: Eukaryota; Metazoa; Mollusca; Gastropoda; Physidae
Source: RefSeq, a predicted model, not a curated record
UUAGAUCUUAACCACCGUGUAUCUUUAUGGGGUGACCCGUCUUUAUGAUUAUUAAUGGGCCUUUAUAACUCGAUGACCAUCACUAACAGAAGAAAAUAUUAUGAUAGGCCAUCUUGGUGUUGAGAAGACCCGGCUUCAUGAUGUGGGUGAAAUUCACUAUCAAGAUCAUGAUAGCAUCAUGGGUGUUCUUGUCUGUUGGCGCAAAUCAUUCAUGUGACAGUGAACCUUGCCAGCCAGGAUAUUUCUGCCACCAGGAAAAGUUCAUCUGUUUGGAUUGUCCUAGCGGGACUUUUCAGCCAGAGAUUGGGAGAUCUCCUUUCUGCAGAAACCACACAGCAAAUCCCACAGGUAACCAUCAGAGUUAUCACCUACUGCAAGCAGGAACUACAACUGAAGACAACAUUUGGGAGCUCACAAACAGUAACACUUCAGAUAUCUUUAAUGCAUCACCAUCUGAGGAAGUGAAGCAGUCCCAGUCUAAUGAUAAUGUGAUUAUCAUUACGCUUCCUGUCAUUGCAGUUCUAAUAAUAAUAAUAACAGGCCUUGUUAUCCUGAUAUACUGUUUGUUGAAGAAAAGAGUGUUAAGGGUAGAUCAACAACAGCAUCAAGCCCAGGAAGGAGUAGAUCUACCUCUAACUCAAAAUAACUUAGAAGCUGCUUCUAACUCAUGAAGGCAAACAAUUAUUUAUUCAAAACUAUUAGAGAUCUACCAGUAAAAAUGUAUAUGGUCACCCACAGUUAUUAGUUAAAAAUGUUUACUUUCCUCUUCAUAACUGUGGUGUGUCCCCUUGUGAACAUUGUGCAAUGUAUUACUUCAUGAGUGGACUAUUAAUGUUAGAACUGGUGUGUGGCUAUGUGAUUGGCUAAUCAGUGCAUUUAAAAAAUUCUAGUAUAGAUUGCUAGAUUGUAGUUUUUAAACAGUUAAAAUUGAAAUUCUGUCUUCCUUUAAAAUGUUUGUAGAUGAGAAACUCUUAAUAAGUGGAAAUUGAAUGAAAAUAUG